UUGUGUGCCUUAUUCCUUUUAGUCGCUUCAAGGUGUUCACUUGCGGUUGAACCAGAAGCUGAAGAAAAGUCACAAAAGUCCGAGUUUUCCCCACCUCAAAUUCCAUCCGAUGCAUAUUUCGCCGAGUUUUUCUCUUCCCCUGAUGAUCUUUCCUCCAAGUGGCUUGUAUCUCAAGCAAAAAAAUCUGGGGUUGAUGAGGCUUUGUCGAAGUACGAUGGCAAAUGGUCUGUCGAAGUUCCCGAUUCUAGUGCCAUCUUGCAAGACUUUGGCUUAGUUCUAAAGUCUCGAGCUCGCCACCAUGCUAUUUCUUCAAAGCUAAACAGGGUAUUUGAUUUUUCUGAAGAUUCCUUGGUGCUUCAAUAUGAAGUGAAGUUCCAAAAUGGGAUGGAAUGCGGCGGAGCCUAUGUUAAGCUUCUUUCUGACUCCCCCAGCCUUGACUUGGGUACUUUUAACGACGUGACUCCUUAUACAAUCAUGUUUGGUCCUGAUAAGUGUGGACUAGAGCAUAAAAUACAUUUCAUAUUUAGGCACAAGAAUCCCCAAAGUGGAAAAUAUGAAGAAAAACAUGCUAAAAAGGUGUCGCAGGAUCUGGAUAAGUACUUUAGUGAUAAGAAGUCACAUCUUUACACCCUUGUUGUUCGCUCGGAUAACACUUUCGAAGUCUAUAUCGAUCAGUCUCUGGUUAAUUCGGGCAGCCUUUUGACUGACUUUACUCCCGCGGUCAAUCCUGAAAAAGAGAUAAACGAUCCUAGUGACAGAAAGCCUGAUGAUUGGGAUGAGAGGUCCAAGAUUGUUGACGAAAAUGCAAUAAAACCCGAUGAGUGGGAUGAUGAUGCUCCUGAAUUCAUACUUGAUGAGACUGUGGUCAAGCCUGAAGGCUGGCUUGAGCACGAACCUACAAUGAUACCAGAUCCUGAUGCAGUCAAGCCUUCUGAUUGGUACGUGAACUAUUUGGAUCCUGAAAUUGACGGCGAAUGGGAGGCUCCUAAGAUUGACAAUCCUAAAUGUUCCUCAGCUCCUGGAUGUGGAGAAUGGCAUAAGCCAAAAAUACGUAAUCCGGAUUUUAAGGGCAAAUGGUCGCCUCCUCUAAUUGAUAAUCCGGCAUACAAGGGCGUUUGGAAGCCCAAACGUAUUCCAAAUCCCGAUUAUUUUGAGGAUACUCAGCCAUACAAGAUGACUCCUUUUGUAGCUAUUGGGCUGGAAUUGUGGUCAAUGACUGAGAGCAUAGUUUUCGAUAACUUCUUUAUUGCAAAUAGCAAAAGGAUUGCAGACGAUUUCGCAUCGGAAACUUGGAAGCUUAAGCGGGAAGCUGAGCGCAUCGCAGAUCCUAGC
Molecule: messenger RNA, 1332 nt
Organism: Protopolystoma xenopodis
Lineage: Eukaryota; Metazoa; Platyhelminthes; Monogenea; Polystomatidea; Polystomatidae
Source: the annotation of a GenBank genome assembly